This is a messenger RNA of Argiope bruennichi, 3865 nucleotides long. RefSeq names its product type 1 phosphatidylinositol 4,5-bisphosphate 4-phosphatase-like. Bases 76 to 939 code for a protein of 287 amino acids. The transcript has 9 exons. Gene Ontology annotation, biological process: phosphatidylinositol dephosphorylation. The record is from RefSeq and is a predicted model, not a curated record. Gene Ontology annotation, cellular component: late endosome membrane; phagocytic vesicle membrane; plasma membrane. Gene Ontology annotation, molecular function: phosphatidylinositol-4,5-bisphosphate 4-phosphatase activity. Lineage: Eukaryota; Metazoa; Arthropoda; Arachnida; Araneae; Araneidae.
AAUCUCCUGUCAUCCCUCCAUUAGUCAGCUGAUGUCUCUGUGAAAUUUGUCUGAAUUUAAUGAUUCUAUAACAAAAUGUCUACUGAAAAGUCUCCGCUGCUAAAUAAUGAAAAUGAUUAUAAUAAUUUGCAUUAUGGUCAAUCGUCAGAGGCCCAAGCACUUCGCCAUCAAUCUGUGUACCCAACAGCUCCUCCAAUAGGACCUGAUGAGUUACCACCUCCCUAUAGACCUUUCCUUUAUCAGGCUUCUAUUAGGCAGUCUCCAGAAGCAGAUCGACAAGCAACCUAUGUGACAGUUCCUCCAAUAGGGCCUGAUGAAUUGCCACCUCCUUAUAAUCCUUCCCCUCAUGGUGUGCCUAUGAUAACAUGUAAAGUAUGUGGCUUCAUGAUUGAUAUUACUGGAAGGAGGGACCAACAUGUUGUCAAAUGUAGUAGCUGCAAUGAAGCAACUCCAAUAAAAAGUGCUCCACCUGGGAAAAAAUAUGUCAGGUGCCCAUGUAAUUGCCUCUUGAUAUGUAAAGCUAGUUCUCAAAGAAUUGCUUGUCCUAGAAACAACUGCAAAAGAAUCAUAAAUCUUACACCUGUACAAACUACUUAUCCUUCAAGUUUACCUGGGAUGUGCCAAGUUUCUUGUGCAUAUUGUCAAAGUGUUUUUCUGUUUAACACUCUGACCAAUGCUUUAGCUCGCUGUCCUCAUUGCCGUAAAGUAUCUUCUGUUGGGCGAAGGUUUUCUGUUAGUCGAGGUACCAUGUACAUGAUUGCUGCUUUUGUGAUGUUGAUUAUAGGUAUAGGUGUUACUGUGGGAACAUAUUCUUAUGCUGCUAAUCAUGGAGGUAUAUACUGUAUAUAUAUAGGAGGUUUUGUAUGUUUCGUCUUGUUGUUCUUUAAGUCUAUAUGUUAUUUUACGAUGAAGACUAGUAGCAUUCAAGGACCAGUGUAAAAUGAUGCAAGUUACCUUUAUUUCUGUGAGAAAUUUGAAUUUCAUUAAACAUUUUAAAAUAUAAUGAAAUAUGUAACCAUUUGUUGUAAAUCCUAUGUAGGGCACUUGUUUUAUCGUGAUGUAAUAAUUUUGGACUACUUGAUGUACUGAUUCAUGCAUACUGUAUCAUUAGUGUUGUGCAUUAUUGUUUUCAUUAGUAGGUAACAGUUUUUUUAUGAAAAAUUUAAUACAGUAAGUAUAAUUUAUUAAAAUUCAUAAAUCCCUUUAUAAAAAAAACAAAAUCUCAAGUUUGAUAUAGAUCAUAAAUUUGAUGUCAUAUAUCUCAUUUGUUGGAGAAACAUAAUUCUUUAAAUUAGUCAUAUUUCCUUAAAUUUUGAUUUUAAAAUUUUGUUUUGCAUAUAUUUUAUAUCCAAAAUAUUGCAGUUAUUUUAAUAUCGCAUGUCUUUAUGAAAAUGUUUAUUAAUAUUAAAAUCAAUGACUAUUAUCCAAGACUUUAUACAGGCUUCUUACACUAAAAAAAUAAUAAUAACCAUACAAAAAUCAUAUUUAUAAAAAAAAAGGGCUAUUCUAUGUUUUGUCUCCCAUUCUCUAAGUACUAUGUCAGAUAAAGAUUUACUUGUGAUAUGAACCUUUUCUUGUAUUAAUAUGUUUGUGCAUCUAGGGACUAGUGGAAAUGUCAAAACCAAAGUUCAGUUAUUUAAUCAUUGAUUAUUUCAAUAGCCCAUGAGUAUGAUGAGUUAACUAUAUAAUUGUAAUUGUGCUUAUUUAAAAUGCAAUUCAAAAAAGGAGAAAUUACUUAUAACGUUUUAAAAUAACAUUUAUAGUUCAAUCAAAGUGCAGCUCUAUAAAGACCUCAAAUAAAUUGAUCAAAAUCUUUGGCAAUCUUAUUACCUUGUAAUUCAAUCUUUAAACAAAUUAAGUGGACUAUGUACUGAUUUUUAUGUAUAGCUUUGUUAGUGAAAUAUAUAUUCCCUUCUAAGUUUAUUUUGUUAAAAACUUAAUUGAGAAUAUCAAAAAUUGAUUAUCUGUGUACUUUUACAAUAUUACAUUUUUUAAAGUAAAAAAUGUCAUGCCUUUUUUAAUUGACUGUGAUAAUUUUCAUUUCUUAACAAGGAUGUUUUAACUUUGUUUAUCAUUUUAUCUAAUUCAAGUUCUAGUCUUCUUUAGCUUUAUCCAGUUUAUUAUAGUUUUGACAUUUAACAUGAAAAUAUUGUGAUUUAAUUAGAUAUGUUUUGUUAGAACAUAUGUUAUGGUAUAUUUGUAUACAGUUAUAUGAAUGAAAUUUGGACAACUAAUUCAGUUUAAACAUCUGUUUUCAGAAUUAUGAAACCUCUAUAGCUGUUGAUACUUUGAAUAAUGUGUUAUUGUAAAAAAAUGAUCAUUAUUUCUUAUUGCAUUUUCCAGUAUAAAGAUUAACUAGGCGAAAGAGUAUUUGUUUUCUUAUUAAUUUGUUUUUAAAAUAACAGGCAUUUUAGUAGCAUAGAAAUAAGUUUCAAAUUUUAGUUGUCUUAAAUUGUUGCAAGAAAUUAAAGAGAGUUUUUAUACUAUGGUAUUAAUGUAUUUUGUAUACAACUCUUAUUUUUUUAUUAUAUGUUGCUAUUCAUUAAAUAUGAAUUUCUCUAUGUAUAAAACAAACAAAAAAUUAAUUUUUGAAGAUAUUUUUAGAAAUAUUUUUAUUCAUAUUUUAUUCAAUUUAUAAAUGCGUUUUUCCCUUCAUUAUAAAAAAAAAAAGAAUUGAAUAUAAUCCUUCAGAUAAAUUUAACUAAUAACUUAAUUUUAUUAAAAUAAAAGCUUCAAAAGAUAUCAUACUUUUAAGUAUGAAAAACAUAAUUCUUUUUAGGCAUUUGGUUUUGCGCCCAUUAGAUGAGUUCAAUAUUUUUUGGCAGAUAAUGUAAAAAAAAUGUGCCCUACAUUAAGUUGACAUUCCUUAUUUUUAAUCAACAAUUAUAAACUUUUUUCAUAGUUAAAAAUUUGAGUAUUGUUUCAUAGAGCAAAAUUCAUUUCAAAUCAUAUUGCAGCAAAUGAGUCCAUAGAUGUUAAUUUUUUUUUUUUUUUAAUGUAUUGAAUUGUUUAGAUUCUUUGGUUGCAACUUUAUAGUAAAAAGAUUGUUUUUGGUUUCAAUUAAUUUGGCUUCAGACAUAUAUAUAUAUAUAUAUAUAGUUUAUAACAAUAAUUUACAUUAAAUGAAAUAUUUGUUAAAAUGUAGGCUUUUGUGUGUGAAUUGUAUGUUGACUUAGUGUAAAAUAAUGUACAGAAAAAAAAUGUGAUUGUAUGUUUUUUAUGUGUAGAAUUAAUUCAUGCAUAUAUACUAAUGCACUGCUGAUGCUUCUGUGGCAGUUUAGCAUUAAAAAAGUGAGACUGUAAAUUGUAAAAAAUCUCCUGUAAUGUUCACUUUUUGCUUUUGUUUCUCAAUCUUUGAAAAUAAGUUUAUAAAAAAUAAAUCUUUAUGCUUAAAUUGCUAUUAGAGAUGCCUAUACCUAUGAAAUACAAAUAUUAUUCAAAUUAUAUACUCUUGAUAUAUAUUUUUACUUUUAUUUAAGAGUAAUUUUUCUAUAUAUUUCAUAUGAAGUUUCCCCCUUUGCAAACUAUAGCUUUCAACUGUUACAAUGAAAUUUGUUUAAAACUAAAUGUGAUCAAAAUUUCUCAGUGUACUUGGAAAAUAAAGUUAGUUAAAAUUCUUCUGUGUGUAUUAUGUUUGUGAUUUUUUUCCCCCUUCCUUUGUUGGAGAAUGAAUUUUCUUUUAGUUACUUUAUGUCUUUAUGUAUUUUUAUGUUUUGUCUAAAUAUUCAUGUUUAUUUUAAAUAAUUUUUAUAAGAUUCACAUUAAAUCUUUGUUCGAGAAGCAUAUUUCUCGUGAAGAUAAAUUAGUUUUGUAAUAAUUUAUGUUAGGACAUUUUAAAAUAUGCAAGUAUUUUCUCAAAUUGAAC